Messenger RNA from Ornithorhynchus anatinus (platypus), 952 nucleotides. It is a transcript of the gene BLOC1S2, whose product is annotated as biogenesis of lysosomal organelles complex 1 subunit 2. The record is from RefSeq and is a predicted model, not a curated record. The transcript has 5 exons. Lineage: Eukaryota; Metazoa; Chordata; Mammalia; Monotremata; Ornithorhynchidae. The coding region runs from base 24 to 443 and encodes 139 amino acids. Gene Ontology annotation, biological process: lysosome localization; endosomal transport. Gene Ontology annotation, molecular function: gamma-tubulin binding. Gene Ontology annotation, cellular component: gamma-tubulin complex; BLOC-1 complex; BORC complex.
CGGGGCCUCCUCCCUCAGCGGCCAUGGCGGAGGAGGCCGAGGGGCGGCGGCGGCUCCUCUCCGCCAGACACGAGGCGGCCGUGGAGCCCGCCGAGGAGGCCACCGAGCCGGCGGAGCCCGACAUCACGGACCUCUGCAGGGACAUGUUCGCCAAGAUGGCCACCUACCUCAGCGGCGAGCUCGCAGCCACCAGUGAAGACUACAAACUUCUGGAGAAUAUGAACAAACUGACCAGCUUGAAGUAUUUGGAAAUGAAAGACAUUGCCAUCAACAUCAGUCGAAACCUGAAGGACUUAAACCAGAAAUAUGCCGCACUGCAGCCUCACCUGGAUCAGAUCAACGCCAUCGAGGAGCAGGUGGCCUCUCUGGAGCAGGCAGCCUACAAGCUGGAUGCGUAUUCAAAGAAACUGGAAGCCAAAUACAAGAAACUCGAGAAGCGAUGAAACACCUUAGGGGACCGCGACUCUCUUUCCCGGUGGGCCAGGAUGUUGUGGAAAAACAGAAGCUCGGGACGGAUUGAUUGGCGCAACCCGGUAAAAGGGCCGAAAGCCACUGCCCUCCGGAGAAGCCCCAGCCCGACGGACGGACUUAGCGGCUCCGGGUCCUCCUCCGAGACUCUGGGGCCUCUGCCCACCCCACCCCCGGGUCUCGUGCUCCUCUCUUUGGUCCUCGGGAAGGACUCAGCCAGAGCUCAACUUGGGUCCCACCGACCCCCGGUACCCGAGGGGGUGGCGUGGGCUGUUUCCCCGACACUCUGGGCAUCCAGUCUUCCCACCAACGCAGAGACUCUCUUCUAGUUAUUUUGCGUGCAGCUCGGCUUUGGUGUGUCCUAAUCUGUCUAUGCCCGUAACGGUGCUACCCUGUUGCCGGUGAUCCCAGAUCAGACGUGUGACUGUGACCGGCUUGGGUCUUCUAAUAAAAUGUUGCUCUGCUCCUUGGUGACCGGAAGCAA